AUGAGGCUGAGAGGGGCAGGAGGGGGGAAGAUGUCCAGGACCAGUCGAGGGAGGCACAGUGGUGCAGAUUCGAGCGACAGGUCAUCCAACCCUACAUUACUGGCCUGGAGACAGAGUUGAAAAGGAGGUUCCAGGAGCUGGACAUCCUAGGAGCCUUCCAUGUCCUUAGACCUCAGUCGGCUGCCCUCCCUGACAAUAUGUCCAUUGCGGAGCUGCAGACUCUGGCAAAACAAUUCUGUCCAGACCAAGAGAAGGUGCUCCUCCAAGAGUGGUUUUCGUUCAAAAACCAUCUCAUUACAGGGUCAUUACAGAACAAGAGCCAGGAGGAGCUCCUGACUCUGCUGGCGAGUGAGUACGAUGAGUGGUUAGACCUCUACCCCUGCAUCAGUCUCCUUGCCAGCAUUGCCCUGAUUGUCCCAGUCUCUUCUGUGAAUUGCGAGCGGGAUUUCUCCGCUAUUAAUAGGGUAAGUACAUAGAAAUUCACUUCCUUAUAGUGGGGUCGUAUAAGGCUCAGUCAUUUCAAAUUCGUGUUAAAGUUUGGUUUUCACUUCCAAGUUGAAGUUUAGGGUCUACAGAAAAAUUUGAGUCCGAGUGUCAAACACACAGAUGAAAAAUGGCCUCUAGGGGGCGCUGCAAAAUAUGUAAACUGCUACAACUUUUGAUUAGAUUAUCCAAUUUUAACAUAUGAGGUAUGUAUGGAUUCAGAAUUAAAAGGAGAAACAGGUAUACCAAGCAUUUGGUGACCAGAUAAAAAUAAAUACACUUUUAUCCCAUAAUUUUACAUGGACACAAGCAAAAUUAUGCUUUUUUUGGAGAUAAAGUCUGGAAAUGUCCUCAAAGUUGCUAUGAAACAUGAUUUUUAAAGUUAUUGUAAAUAAAGGCUGUGUAAUGACUCGACUGGAUUUAAGAUUGGUGUUCAGAAUAUCCCUAUAGCACAAACAUAGCUAGGAUACCCGUACACAAAUAUGGCUGCAUAUAGCCUACUUGAUAUGAAGCACCCAACUUGCAGGCCUUUUGUUAUUGUUGCACUUUUUAUUUAUUUUGCUGCUUUCAUCCAUGAAAAAUAAGGUUAUAGUAGAGUUAUGCCAUCUACUGCCACAAGAGGGCAGACUAGCAGACACAUUUCCCUUCAUUUGACAAUCAAGCAUCUGUGCUAAUUUCUCUCUGGCAAUAUUGGAAUGUUGAAGGUAAGAAAACAGCAAUGAACUUGUUUGGAUGCUAAGUUAUGUUUUUAAUGAACUUGUACGACAAAUAAUGUGUGAUAAAUUGUGAAAUAUCAACCACAGCUAGUAGCUAAUAAAUCCAAACAGUAGCUAGCAUUAACAUUAGUCAUUUUGCUAGCACCAGUUAAAGCUAACUUUAAUGCUGGCAGCAGGAUGGAAUGAAUAGGUCUACUGGGUCUUGCACUUGUGUACAUUUUAGGUUUUUAGCUGUUUAUUUUACAUAACAUACUUUAGUUUGAUUUGGUUACAAAAAGGUAAAUACAAAACUAUUAUAUUUUAUCUUUCCUGUUGACAAAAUACAGGAGUUCAACAAGCAUGGUAUGGGCUGCUUGAAUUCUGUUUUUAUGAGAUGGCUGAGGCAAGAAAAUGGGAAUUGUGCAUUUUGUGCCAAAAAGAUACUGAGGAACAACUUGUUUGCCCUCUUGCGAAUCCAGUUGCAAGUCGUAGAGUGGGAGCCUACAAAGUAAUCAUCAACCUUGUGAGUCAGUUUAGAGCUAUUGGUGCGGCUCCCCACCCAGAUGUAGAUCUUCCAGAUGAAGAAUUGAUGCAGCAGAAUCGUGCAUCCUGGCACAAAUCAUGUCGUCAGCUUUACAGAUCCUCAGCAUUUGAACACGCAAAAAAACGCACUGCCCGUGAGGGAUUGCCUGGUGUAAAUAGAAGAUCUUGUCGGACUGGAGAACCUGUUAACCGCAAUCUAUGUCUCUUCUGUGCUAAAGAAACAGAUGCAGUAGACCAUUCUUUCCAGAAAUUAUCACUUACCCAAGAGAUACAUGACAAGGCAGUUGAACUAGGAGAAGAUCGUAUUCUGGCACUCCUUGCAGAAGGAGAUCUGGUUGCUAUUGAAGCAAAGUAUCAUCUGAAAUGCUACACAAUGUUUAACUGCCGUUACAAUGUGAUUUGUAAACAAACCACAGUGAGUGAAAACCUUGAAAUCACAGCAGAAAAUGAAUUGCUACAAUUCAUAAAAGAAGAAAUUAGCGGGGGUAGUAGAGUCUUUGCUUUGCAAGAUCUAACAGAGAUGAUGACUGAGAGACUGGAACAAUAUGGUAUCCAGAAAAUCGUGAACCGGACACGCCUAAAGGAAACAGUCCUCAAGAACUUCCCUGAUUUGACAGAGGAGAAAGGUAUCAGGGACAGAGUUUUCAUUAUGUGUUCGAAAACUGCUAGGAAGAUCAUAUCAGACACAUCACAAACACCAGAUGAAGAAGCGCACACAUUUCUAAUGGCAGCUUCAAUCCUCAGAAAAGCAGUUUUUAAUCAUGAAACUCCAUUUAAAUUUGAUGGCUCAUUUUCCAGUGGUUGUGAAGAGACGUCUGUUCCCCAGAAAAUGAAGUAUUUCUUCCGCCAUCUCCUCACAGGACCCAAAUCCUCAACAGAUCAAGAUAAUUCCAGACAGACUCUGUCUGUGAGUCAGGUGGCCAUGCUAAAUAUGACCUCUCUUUCAACAAACUUGAAAUGUGAGCCUCCACUUGCAGUGUUCCUUGCCCUUGAUUUGCAUUCGGAAACAAGAAGCAAGAAGUUAGUCAAUCUGCUACACAAAUAUAAACUCACAGUAUCAUAUGAGAAGGUCCUCAGCAUGGAAGUUUGCUUUGCACAGGCCAUUGCACAACAGACCAGGAAGAAUGCAGAUAUAGUCUGUCCUACAAAUUUGCGUCGGCAAAUUUUCACAGUUGCAGCCCUUGAUAACUUGGAUCAUAAUCCCACAUCACUCACUGCAAGCUCAACCUUCCAUGGAACUGGGAUUUCACUAUUUCAGUUUCCUACAUCAGAGAAGCCUGGGUUGCACCAAGAAUGUCUGAAAAUCAACUCAAAUAAAUCAUGAGAAAGCAGCAUAGUAGGACCCAUCCUGCCUCAUUCGUAUACUUCUGUACCACCUGUGGGCCGGAAUCUUGUUACCCAACCUCCAGUUAAAGUUGUGCAGCCAGUGGUGAGAGGUUCAUUUGAUGCAGAGAGACAGCAUGAGGAGGCAUGGAUGAAGGCAGUAAAUGACAUCCUCUAUGUCAAUUCUGAUUCAGAAAGUGGCACUCCAACAAUGUGGUCUUCAUUCCAUGCUGCUCGAUCUGAUGUUGUUGGACAGCCGGAAAAAAGCAUUGAGGCCCUCCUGCCACUUUUGCAUGACAAAGCAGCAACCCCAGAAAUGAUUCACCAUGGAAUGAACCUGGUGAAGAAAAACACUGAGCACCUCAACCCACAACAAGUCCCUUUGAUGGUAGUGGACCAACCCCUGUAUGACCUUGCAAAAAAAAUGCAGUGGACCUUCCCUGACAUCUUCGGAGAAGACAAGUUUGUGGUGAUGUUAGGUGGGCUCCACAUUGAAAUGGCUUUGUGGAGUACCAUGGGAGAUCUUCUGCGUGGAUCAGGAUGGCCUGAAGCCCUGAAAGAAGCUGGACUAGUGAAUUAAAUGGCAGCAGCCACAUCAUUUCUGAAGGCAUCCAAUGUAAUGAGAACAAGAUAUGCCCAUCAAGUUACUGUUGUGGUACUCCACAGCCUUCUACAGCAAGCCUAUGAGGACAGCGGAACUGAGAUGGUCCUUGAGGACUGUGUUGAGAGAGUUGCCCAUGAGAGCCCAACAUUCUCCUUCUGGCUGCUUGUGUACAAGUACCAACAGAGUAUCUUCAUGUUCAUACGAGCACAUUGUGAACGGAAGAUCGAACUCAUGGUCACAACCCUGCAGAAGCUUGUUCCUCUGUUCUUUGCUCUCGACCAUCAUAACUAUGCCCGGUGGCUUCCAGUCUUUAUAAAGGACAUGGACUGUCUCCCAGAGUUCGAAAAGGGACAUUGGACGGUAACUCGCAGCAAUCGACGCUUUUCAGCUAUGCCGAUUGACCAAGCACACGAGCAAGCCAACAAAAGGGUGAAAGGAGUGGGUGGCAUAAUUGGCCUCACAGAGAACCCGGACAUGUUGGAACGCUGGAUUGUGACAGGCCCGGAAAUCAGCCGUGUCCUGGAAGAGUUUACCACUGUAAAUGACAGUGAUGACUCCGAAUGGCGUCCUCAUCACGAGGAAGGAUCAGCAUCACAGCAGCGUUUUCAACGUCACACCAAAGACCUGAUGGAGCUGUUGCUCAGCAAUGGGAAUCCCUUUGAGGAGAGCAGUAAAGACCUGGUUACUUUAGAUAACAAGGUGUGCGAGUCUGCAGCCGCUGCAGCAUCGGUCCUUAAAGUUGAGUCAAUGGGACAAGAGCAGUACAACAACUUCAAAAAGAAUGUGCUGGACUCACAUGACACACCACUGACAGCUCCGAUCAAGCGAAACAACUUGAUGUUGUUCCAUGAGAAGAAAACACGCAAGAAGACAGCAGCUAAACUGAGGAUGCAGCACUUCAAACGUCAUGCAGAGCUUUAUGUGAAACCUUUCAUUGUGCUGGAAAGCCGGAGUGGGAAUUUGGACGAUUUUUUCUGCCACGAGUCUUCUCCAUACCCACCUGCAUUGUCAUGCGAAGGAUCCCUCAACUCCUGUACGAAAUCAGAUUUGUUGUUUUACAUCCUGGGGAAUCCUAAGAGUGGAGGAAUAUCUGACAGUGAGGAGAUAGUUGCACCAGAUCUUUAUGAUUUCAUUGUCAUUGAUGGUGGAGCACUUAUCCAUUCACUGCCUGGCACUACUGUCCAAGGGAAGACCUUUGAGUCCUACUUCGACAAGGUGUUCUGCCCAAGAGAUCAACGUGACCUGAAAAGAUCAACACGAGUGGACAUCGUCUGAGACCAGUAUCGUGCUUUGACAAUCAAAGGAGGAACAAGAGAAAAGCGAGGAUCAGACACCCGACAACGCAUCUCUGGCACUGCCAAAGUCCCAAGAGAUUGGCAGGCAUUUCUGGCAAAUGAGGAUAAUAAGACAGAACUGUUUUCAUUCCUGUCAACUGCGCUUGUAACAAAUGGACAGU
Messenger RNA from Gadus chalcogrammus (walleye pollock), 5104 nucleotides. RefSeq lists its product as uncharacterized. The record is from RefSeq and is a predicted model, not a curated record. The transcript has 3 exons. Lineage: Eukaryota; Metazoa; Chordata; Actinopteri; Gadiformes; Gadidae. Bases 1573 to 3045 code for a protein of 490 amino acids.